UUGCUCAUGUGGUUGUUAAGUGAAUUUGGGUUCCCCAUCGGGACAAAUAUGAGUCUAUUGCCAAGCAUCUGAAUUUUGAUCAUUAUGACCAUGGUGAUACCGCAACAGUUGUAAGUGUGAAAAACAGUCAUAAGUCACUUUUUUCAAUGCCAGUGUAACUUCGAAAGGUCACAAAGGACUACCUGUAUCUCAAAAAAGCACUUCAAUUUACUGCUACAACUAAGAAAAAGGCUGAAAUCACCUGGCUGAUAAUCAGGAUGUAUUUCAACAUACAGUAGGUAUAUAAUGUGUUCCUGCUUAUUACCCGUUGAUAGUCAGUCUGCCACAUUUAGCACCAAUUGAAGCUUCCAGAUGAUGUUCAAGUGGUCACAUUAAAUCUCAAUAUAUUAGUCAGAUUAGGAUGUUAUCUUCAGUCAGGCCAAUGUAGGGAUAGUCAAAGCUGGAAUACUAGAUAUCAGCCUUGUUGCCACAUCCUGGGGAUGUACCAUCAGCUGAGGGUCAAGGAGUGUCUGACACUGUAAAUCUAUACUUCUGUUUUCCAGAAUGCGAUGAACAUCAACUCCAGAAUCUGGUUUUCUAUUUACCAGUGCCAUCACUGUCAACACGUAAUAGUUCAUAUUAUUGGAAUUUUCAGCCACAGGCAAAGCUUACAUAUAAACAACUGAAUAUGGAUGGGCAUUGUUUUGCAAUGAUAAAACAAUGUGUGAACUUCAGUGUAAAGCCACUAAAUGCACCAAAAUCGUGGCCCUGGUCCCAUAUCCCCCUCUCUAACGUGACAUAGUCUAGGCUUCAAGAUUAGUUUUGUAUUGCUUUUGUAAGUGUUUUUUCUGGUGACGAUCCAUUCUUUACAUAAUAUCUUUAUUGAUUUUAUCUUAUCUUAUCUAUCUCAACAAAGAACUUUGGCUGGUAGGGUCUAGAAGAGAACAUUGUGCCCCCUCAAGGUGAAGUCUGCCCCUAUCCUCUUGGCCUUCCAAAAGGGCCUGAAUAUCUGGCUCUGCCAACUGGUUUGAGUUCCCAAUGGGAACUUAUCUCACUUUGGCAGUGAUGAAUAGAUUAGAAGAACCCACCUCUGCACCACAUGUCCCUUUUAUCUAAUUCUUGGUGUAUUUUAAUGUUUUGAUUCUUAAUGUUGAAUGUUUUUCAUGUUCUUAUUGUUUUAUGUUAUGCUUUUAUAUUGUUGCAAGCCACCCAAAAUUGCUUGACUGUAAGAUAGGUGCUGUAUAAAUUUAAUAAAUAAAUAAAAUCUUCGUUUUGAAUUACUGCUUUACUUAUACCUAAAAGCUAAUUGUUACAAAUCAGAAUAAAGAGGACUAUCAUAUUGUAAUACUAGCACGAGGGGCUUUGUUAAUAUUGUGAUGUGUCAUUUAUUCCAUGGUUUUCUCCUUCUAGUGCUGCCUGAAGGAAGGGAAUCCAGAGAAGUCAAGUCAGGGACUAACAGGAGAAUGGAGAGCUGGCAAGGCAUCCCCUACUCUGGCAGCAGUAAUACAACAGAUCUGACCAUUGGCUUUAUUUCUUCAGCAGUUGCUGUUGUCUUAUUUGGAUCAAACUUUGUCCCGGUGAAGAAGUUUGACACUGGGGAUGGAAUGUUCUUCCAGUGGAUUCUUUGUGCUGCUAUCUGGAUUGUUUCUUUAAUUGUUAACCUGAUUCAGAACAGCCCUAGAUUUUGGCCUCUUGCUAUGGUCGGAGGCUUUUUAUGGGCUACAGGUAAUGUAACAGUUGUUCCAAUUGUUAAAACCAUUGGGUUGGGACUUGGCCUUUUAAUCUGGGCUUCUUUUAACUUGCUAACUGGCUGGGCAAGUUCAAGAUUUGGUUGGUUUGGAAUUGACCCAGAAGAAGUCAGAAAACCAGUUCUGAAUUACAUCGGAGCAGCACUUUCAGUACUUAGCUCCAUCAUAUUUCUUUUCAUAAAAAGUGAAGUUCAAAGCUCUUCACCAUCUUCAGAAAGCACUCCAUUAUUAAGAGAACAGUCUAUCAACACUUCUGAAUACAGAGUUGAAAACAGGAGUGAUGUAUCUUGGGUGGACAACCUUUCUCCAUUAAGAAAAAGAAUGGUAGGCUGCUUUCUGGCUAUGAUAGCUGGGAUAUUCUACGGCUCUAGUUUUGUACCUGUGUUUUACAUCAAGGACCAUGGCAGAAGAAAUGGGACUAUGUAUACAGGAGCCAGUCAAUUUGAUGUAGACUAUGUAUUUGCCCACUUCAGUGGCAUCUUCCUUACAAGUACUAUCUACUUUCUGAUCUAUUGUGCAGCAAUGAAAAAUAACCCUAAGGUUUAUCCUGCAGCCAUAAUACCAGGAUUUAUUUCUGGCACAUUAUGGGCAAUAGCCAAUUGCUGCUGGUUUAUAGCAAACCACUAUCUCAGCGCUGUUGUGAGCUUCCCAAUAAUCACUGCUGGUCCUGGUUUUAUAGCUGCAGUUUGGGGAGUGCUGGUAUUUAAAGAAAUAAAGGGAUUGAAAAACUAUCUGCUGCUCUUAAUAGCAUUCUGCAUUAUUUUGGCUGGUUCCCUCUCUACAGCUUUUUCUAAAGUGUGAAGAAACACAUUUUGAUCCAGCAGAUGGCAUCACCAGUUAAUACAUAUAAGACUUUCAAGAUUGCUUCUGAUCUUUGGAGGUAUCACUUACAUCUUUGUUCUCACCAUAAGAACAGAAAUUUCAUUAGUAAUAUUGUUUUAAUGAAGAAUAUUCAUUGUGGUCUGUCUUCAUUGUUUAAAAUAAGAAAUCCAUUUUUUAAAGAAGAAGCUUAAACUGGGACAGUUAACAAUAUCAAACGUUUUUCUGAAGUUUGAUGCUGUAAUAUUUUUUAUCUUGUGGGAAGGGAAGGAAACAUUUAAAAAAUGAAAAGAAAUAAAAUAUACUUAUACCAUC
This is a messenger RNA of Thamnophis sirtalis, 2861 nucleotides long. The record is from RefSeq and is a predicted model, not a curated record. NCBI's taxonomy places the organism in Eukaryota, Metazoa, Chordata, Lepidosauria, Squamata, Natricidae.